Messenger RNA from Mercurialis annua (annual mercury), 3035 nucleotides. Its product is annotated as pentatricopeptide repeat-containing protein At1g03100, mitochondrial. The transcript has a single exon. Lineage: Eukaryota; Viridiplantae; Streptophyta; Magnoliopsida; Malpighiales; Euphorbiaceae. The coding region runs from base 615 to 2978 and encodes 787 amino acids. The record is from RefSeq and is a predicted model, not a curated record. Gene Ontology annotation, molecular function: protein binding.
AUGCAUUCAAAGUGAGAAUUUCAUCCAACAGAAUGUCUUAUGAUUCCAAUUCAUCUCACAUUUGAUCCCGAACUUCAUUAAUUUUCAACACCUUUAUUGCUUCGUCACCACUAAAUAUAAUAAUUAAAAAAUUUCAUACCCGCAUAUACUCGUGGCUUAUUGUCAAAAUGACGGGGCACAAAAAGUCGUAUAAGAAAAACACACUCGUGGAUAAUAGCCCAAUGAAAAGUUCUAUCCAAUAUCUCUAACUUAAGUCAGCUCGCGAGGCUCUUGUUACUGCCUAAGCGAAUCACUGCGGAUUACCAGCCCAGCCCAAACUAACUGUCCAGCAUUCACAAUCGCCGACUAGCUAGUAGCUGAAGUGACCGCCUUUGUUCUCUAUCUGUGAUGUGAGUGUUGCUUCCUUUGUCGUUAACCUGUUUGAUAAAAUGCCUCAAUGAAGAAAACUUUGCUGCUAACUCUUAGUGUGUGUACUCUGAAUCUCUUUUGUUGAUUUUGGGUAGAUUUUGCCUAGCUUAGAUUAGUGGCUGAUAGAAGUUCAGUUAACUUGGUAAGAUUAUAUGUUUUUGGUCCAUUCAAUGUAGGAUUUCCAUUCCAUUCAACAGAAGAAAAAGAUGCUAUCUGUUAGGAAAUUGAGGCAUGGAAUCUUUCUAACUCAUCCUAGAGUCUUAGUGUCCAUGCUUGUGAAUGCUGGACAUAAUAAUAUUACCAGGAUUUCCAGGCACCAGCUGCACAUGUCUUCAUAUUAUAAGCCUGUUAGUGAGUUUGGUAUUUCCUGUUUGACUAAAUUACAGUCGUCAACUGAUGUUUUUGGACCGUGCAAUGGGUUAAAUCAUCAUGUACGUUCUUUAUCAGCUUUGGCUGGAACUAUCUUAGUGCAGGCUCGAGACCCAGCCAAGAUAAGUGCCGAGAUAGAAGUUGCUAUUGAUGAGCAUCGGUUGGUUGAUGCUUGGAAGUUGCUUGAGCAGCAUAUGCAAAUGGAAGGGUUUCCUCGAAAAUUUAUUGUAAAUAAACUGUUGUCAGCUUUUGCGGAAAGCGCUGAAGUUCAGUGGCUUGAGAAUGCUUAUGGCUUGGUGGAACAGGCUGUCGAAGAAAGUAAACAAAAUUUAUUGGAAAAGGAGACUCUAAUUUAUCUCUCGUUUAGUCUUGCUAAAUGUGGUUUACCGGUUCCUGCAUCAACUAUUUUAAGAAAAUUGAUAGAAAUGGAACAGUAUCCUCCUGUGACUGCAUGGUCUGCAAUCUUGGCUCAUAUGUCACAAACAGCUUCUGGAGCUUACCUUGCUGCUGAGUUGAUCCUUGAGAUUGGAUACUUGUUUCAAGAUGGCAGAGUGGAUCCACGUAAAAAGAGUAAUGCACCGUUGAUUGCUAUGAAACCUAAUACUACUUCAGUGAAUAUUGCUUUAGCUGGAUGUCUUUUGUUUAGCAUGACAAGGAAGGCUGAGCAGCUCCUUGAUAUGGUGCCUCGCAUUGCUAUCAAAGUGAAUGCAACUUUAUUGAUUACAAUGGGACAUAUAUACGAGAGGAAUGGGAGAAGAGAAGAGUUGAAGAAACUUCAGAGACAUGUUGAUGAAGCCCAUGAUUUAUCUGAUAUUCAGUUUCGGCAGUUCUAUAACUGCCUAUUAACAUGCCAUUUGAAAUUUGGGGAUCUUGAUUCUGCUUCUGAAAUGAUCUUGCGAAUGCUUCAGAAAGCAAAAGACGCAAGGAAUUCUCUCGCAGCAGCCAAUCUCCUCUUUCAAGCAGAAUGCAAAUCUUCUCAUGGACAGGUUUCUGAAAAUAGUUUGAACCAUAGUGAAAAAGACGGUUCAGAUAAAACUAGAUCACAUAAGUCUGUGAUUGCAUAUGAGGAGUUCUCGAAAGACCGGAACUUCUUGAAACUUGACGCAGAGGCAAAAGAAGUACUUGAUGUUUUGCUAGCAAAGUUGCAGACGCAGGUUGAAUUGAUCACCACUAAUAGAGGUAUACUUCAGCCGACUGAAAAAAUUUAUGUGAAGCUGGUAAAGGCUUUUCUAGAAGCUGGCAAGACCAAGGAAUUAGCUGCCUUUCUUAACAAGGCAGAGAAAGAAGAUUCCCCUUCUUCUAACGAUGAUUCAGCGUUGGUUCAUGUCAUUAAUUCAUGCAUCUCACUUAAUUGGCUUGAUCAAGCACAUGACCUUCUUGAUGAGAUGCGUUUGUUGGGAGUGAGAGUGUGUUCUUCCGUAUAUGCCUCCCUUUUAAAAGCAUAUUGUAAAGCUGAUCGAGCAGGAGAGGUUUCUGCACUGCUACGAGAUGCUCGCAAAGCAGGGAUCCAACUAGACUCAAGCUGUUACGAGGUAUUGAUUGAAUCGAGAGUCCUGCAAAAUGAUAAUCAGGGAGCGCUCCAUCUGUUUAAAGAAAUGAAGGAUGCUAAAAUACCUAGAGGUGGUAAUCAGGAAUUCGAGAAGUUGGUUAGUGGAUGUGAAGGGGGUGGUGAAGCAGGGCUGAUGACGAAGCUCCUGAGGGAAAUCAACGAAGGACAUACAUUAAAUUCCGCAGUUCACGAUUGGAACAAUGUGAUUCAUUUUUUCUGCAAAAAACGAUUGAUGCAAGAUGCUGAGAAGGCCCUUAAGAAGAUGAGGAGUUUGGGGCAUACCCCAAAUGCUCAAACUUUUCAUUCGAUGGUAACUGGCUAUGCUGCUGUUGGGGGAAAAUACAUCGAGGUAACGGAGCUAUGGGGCGAAAUGAAAUCUAUCUUUGCAGCCACUGGAAUGAAAUUUGAUCAGGAACUCCUGGAUUCUGUGCUUUAUACAUUUGUUAGAGGAGGAUUUUUUGGCAGGGCAAAUGAAGUUGUGAGCAUGAUGGAGAACGCGAAAAUGUUCAUCGACAAGUACAAGUAUCGAACGCUGUUCUUGAAGUAUCAUAAAACACUUUACAAGGGAAAAUCUCCCAAAUUCCUGACACAGUCGCUACAAAUGAAAAGAGAUGCAGCAUUGAGCUUUAAGAAGUGGGUAGGUUUGAAUUAAGAACAAUCUUCUUAAUUGAUAUAGUUUUAGAUAAUGUCAAAUUUUUUGCCAAAGAAA